AAUACUUGCAUUUGCCAUUAAAUUACGGCUAUCUGCAUUGCAAUAAAUUCUUUAUUUCUUUCAUCAGGAAAACAUCAGACCAACGAGAAAUUCAGCUAACUACAGAAGGAGCAAUGAUCCAUGCAACCCCCAACAAUCACCCAGAACAAGAAGAAGAUCAAGAAUCCAAUAUCCUUAUUCCUUUGUCAUCAUCAACGGCUACCCAUGAUUACGUUCAUGAAGCCCGUGAGAAAAUCUUGGCUCUGGAAAUUGAAACAGAGGAGCCAUCAUCAUCCCAUGGUAAUUCCGACGAAGAAGAGGCAAAAGCACCAGCAUUUUCCUGGAGGAAGCUAUGGGAAUUUACUGGGCCGGGCUUUCUAAUGAGCGUGGCAUUUCUUGAUCCGGGAAACUUGGAGGGUGAUCUGCAGGCUGGGGCUAUUGCGGGCUACUCACUUUUGUGGUUGUUGAUGUGGUCUACUGUGAUGGGACUUUUGAUCCAGCUCCUGUCUCUGAGGCUGGGUGUCGCCACGGGCCGGCACUUGGCUGAGCUGUGUAGGGAGGAGUACCCCUAUUGGGCUGGGCUUUUGUUGUGGUUAAUGGCUGAGCUGGCAUUGAUCGGAGCUGAUAUUCAGGAGGUGAUUGGCAGUGCUAUAGCCAUAAACAUUUUGAGUCAUGGGGUCUUUCCUCUUUGGGCUGGUGUCCUCAUUACUGCUGCUGAUUGUUUCAUCUUCUUGUUUCUUGAAAACUACGGAGUUAGAAAACUAGAAGCUGUUUUUGCUAUCCUAAUCACAACAAUGGCACUAUCUUUUGCCUGGAUGUUUGCUGACACAAAGCCUAGCACUAAAGAACUCACACUAGGUCUUUUAGUACCAAGACUGAGCUCGAAGACGAUUCAGAAAGCAGUGGGAGUUGUCGGUUGUGUCAUAACCCCUCACAAUGUCUUUCUUUAUUCUGCUUUGGUGCAGUCAAGGAAGAUUGACGCCAAAAAUAAAGGGAAGGUCAAAGAGGCUCUCAAUUACUACACCAUUGAAUCUUGCAUUGCUGUUCUUGUCUCUUUCACUAUUAAUUUGUUUGUCACAGCAGUCUUUGCAAAAGGAUUUUAUGGCAGUUCACAAGCCAGUACUAUAGGCCUGGUGAAUGCAGGGCAAUAUCUUCAACAGAGGUAUGGUGGAGGUUUGUUCCCUAUUCUCUAUAUCUGGGGCAUUGGGCUUCUGGCAGCUGGCCAAAGUAGCACCAUGACUGGUACAUAUGCUGGACAGUUCAUAAUGGGAGGUUUCCUCAACCUUCGUAUGCAAAAAUGGAUGCGAUCAUUGAUUACCAGAAGUUGUGCCAUUGUACCAACCAUAAUUGUGGCUAUUGUCUUCAAUAGAACUGAAGAUUCGUUGGAUGUCUUGAAUGAAUGGCUUAACGUGCUUCAGGGUAUGCAGAUCCCAUUUGCCCUCAUUCCACUGCUCACAUUGGUAUCGAACGAGCGUGUCAUGGGAGUCUUCAAAAUUGGAACUGCUAUGGGGAGAACUGUCUGGACCGUGGCUGCCCUUGUGAUAGUGAUAAAUGGAUAUGUUUUGCUGGACUUCUUUAAAUCUGAAGUUGAAGGACCAUUAUUGGGAUUGGUGGUCUGUCUGGGGACAUUAGCAUAUUUGGCUUUCAUUUUAUACCUCAUCUCACAUGGUGGUAGCCUGCCUAUGACCAAUCUGUUCAGCCACAUGCACUCUACUGGAUUUGCCCAGCUCAAGAGCUGAGCCAACGAUCCUUUUGCCAGAUGAAUAAAAUGGAACUCCAUAACACCCAUCACUGAAAAGCCUUGUUGCAUUACAACAGUGCCAGGAAGCCUUUGUCAGAAUUGGCUAUGCCGUAUCAGGUGACGUAAGUGCACAUCAAGACUCAGGAUUCAAGUGCGAGAGCUGAGAACUGCUCUAUACUACUUUUGAGCAUGUCCUGCUACAAUCAUGGUAUAAAAGUUUGUUGACUAAUUGAGAAUCUUUACUGCGCUCUUGAGUUUUUGACUCGAGUCAUUAAGUGCAUGCAUGACAAAGUGAAUCAACUGCUGAAAAUACAACGGAAAAUCACUACUAUGUUCAGAGGGUGUGGAGUAAGAAGAAGACAUGCACAUGUUUGGAGGAUAGUGUCGUUUAGUAAUGGGUACGGGCAGUUUUACUCCAUUGCCAGGGAACUAAUAUCUUGUUUGUUUGUUAUUAUAUGUAUAAAGCUAGUAGGAGUUAAUUGAUUAUAUUUGAUACCUAAGAAGUUUAGAGAUUUAACUGUCAUGUCAUUAGCAUACAGCUGAAUUGUAUCUUUUGAGAAAAUGAAAUUUAUGGUUUGCUUGAA
Messenger RNA from Coffea eugenioides, 2304 nucleotides. Its product is annotated as metal transporter Nramp2-like. The transcript has 4 exons. Gene Ontology annotation, cellular component: membrane. NCBI's taxonomy places the organism in Eukaryota, Viridiplantae, Streptophyta, Magnoliopsida, Gentianales, Rubiaceae. The record is from RefSeq and is a predicted model, not a curated record. Gene Ontology annotation, biological process: metal ion transport. The coding region runs from base 114 to 1718 and encodes 534 amino acids. Gene Ontology annotation, molecular function: cadmium ion transmembrane transporter activity; manganese ion transmembrane transporter activity.